AUGGCGUUAAGUUUUGAAGAGCUCGCAGCGGUUUUUCAAAUUUGCGAUGUGGACAAUAAAGGGUUCAUUUGUGCCAAAGAUCUUGUGCGUGUUUCGGCCCAGUUCUCGACUUCAUCCUCCAGCCCUUCUUCAUCCAAUGGCAUUGAGCAAGUUAUUUCUCUUCUCCAACUGGAAGAUCAUGACGAGCUCGAUUUCGGCCAAUUCUGUACCCGAGUGCAACAAGUGCUGAAGCAUUCGCCAUUGACUCGGGAUGCACUGACUCUGGAGGCUUCAGGUGAAGGUUUUCCAGUCGAGAGGACAACCAGAUCGCAUGCUCGGCGAAAUCUCUUCGAUGCUAUGAACUCUUUCCAAUCCCCCCCAAUCGUCGACGACGUUCAUAGAAGCUUGAAGAAGAUCCAGCGACAACUCCUUGAGAUGCGAGAUGCUAGUUUGGAUUCCAAGUCUGAGAUAUUGUCCUUAAUGAAGGAGACGAGCAAGCGACACGAGGAUGAAUUCAAUCGAAGAGUGCUCCAAAUCCAGAACUUGUACGAGGAAAAGCUCAUGUCCGAGCAGAAACACAUGGAAGAUCUUUUGAGGAUGGAUGAGCGAGAUCGGUCGGCUCAGCUGGACAAGAUGGACGACGACAAGAAGGCCAUGUUAGUUCAGCUUCACACCUUGAAAGACCAAGUCAAAGGUCAGGCCAAGGAAGAAGCUUCGAAGCAUUGUAGUGAGUUGAAAGUGAGUAACUGUAUUUUAGAGGAGAAGGUCAAGAUUCUGGAGGAAAAAGUGCUACUGGAGAGUGAAAAUAACGUCAGAGUAAAGCGAGAGUUUGAAGCUGAAAGAGACAGGUUUGACGAAGAGAGGUUAUCGUUGUCCUUUGAGAAGGCUAGUUUCUCUUCUGAAAAGGACGAAUUUCGAGCGGUAUUGCACUCUCUUUUGCAACAGAUAAUGGAUCAGAAAGCCAUGUCUGAGCAAAAUGUGGUCCGUUUGAGUGAGCCCCUCAGUCCCAGAUUCGAUUUGGCCGUGGAGAUGUUGGAAAAUGACAACGAGCUCUUGGCCAAGGUGGAGAGUCUAACUGCCGAGAAUCAAGAGCUUAAAGACCGGAUCGAGAACCUUGUGGAACAAAAGGAAGCUCUUCAGGAACAAUUGGAACGUGUUCGAAACGAAAGAGAAGACUUUCGUAAGAGCUUCCGAAGUCUCGAGUGUGCCAAAACUGAAGAGAGUCGAAGCCUUAUUCAACAAUUCACCGGAGCAUUGCAUAAUUCCAAGAUGAAGACGCGGCUCAAAGAACUUGAUCAAAAACUCAGUGAAACCAAUCAAAGGAUGGAGGCUCAAAAGAGCUCGUACUCUCUAGAGCUAAAUGCUCUCCGAGUGUCGCUGAUCAAUUCCCGAAACGCUUUGCAAAUGCUUCAAUCCGAAAAAGAGGGUGAGAUUAACGACCUUAAACUGAGGUUAAGAGAAGGGGAGAGCGAGUUAAAAUGUGUCAAAGAAGCUGCGGGGUUCAUUCAAGCCUCACAAGAUGAUAAGCGAUGUCUUUCAAUCCUGGUCGACGACAUUGGGAGACAACAAGAAGCAAUUCUAACCAGACUCGAAGCCUUGGAGAAUCGAAGAAUCUCGUCGAAGGCUACGAGCUUUAGCUCACCCGAUGUGUUGCCCUGCUAA
Messenger RNA from Tigriopus californicus, 1641 nucleotides. Its product is annotated as GRIP and coiled-coil domain-containing protein 2-like. The coding region runs from base 1 to 1641 and encodes 546 amino acids. Gene Ontology annotation, molecular function: calcium ion binding. Lineage: Eukaryota; Metazoa; Arthropoda; Copepoda; Harpacticoida; Harpacticidae. The transcript has 2 exons. The record is from RefSeq and is a predicted model, not a curated record.